AUGACUUUGUCUAUCAAAACCGGAGUGACUGUUUUGCUUCUUUUUGUAAGUAGUUAGUUAACACUGAGUUGAAAUGGACCAAACUUCGGUUUUGGAUGGCAAAAUCAAAGUCAUCGACCUUGUUGAGUGGGGCACUGUAAAAUCUGUCAAAUUUUGCGAAAGUUUGUCUACGCUUGUGUGAUGAGAGGCAAGGAAAGGAGAUGAAACACAAGUAGAGAAAUGAGGAACCAACGUUAACUUAUUUAGCUCACUUUUUGAGUUCGCGUCAUUUUGAGUGUUUUUAUUGUUUUUCUAGUUGGUUUUUAUUUCAUCAACCCUGGAACAGGAUCUUAAGACCAUUAAUGACAAAUUAAAACAGUUCUGUGAAAAGAACCCACAAAACUACAUUAAAGAUCCAGGUAAGCUUGCGGCGGAAAGUGCAACUUGUCAUAAUUUACAAAUUGCGACAGCAAUGCGAAUCUAAGGUCUUCAUCGGGUUAGCUUGUAACAUGCUCAUUCUUCUCUUAUCUUACCACCUCUUCAAUAGUUUUCAGAGGAUAAAAAGUGUUUCCUGCGUAGCCUCGAACCCAGAUGUCUAUCUUUGAGAGAAAAAAAAAACUAAGAAUAGGCGCACAAGGGAGGAAGCGAAUGCGGUUCUUGUUCCUUUCCAUUGUAUCACGCACUUCGCUCUAGUCACACCGGUUGGUAAGAGGAGCUAGUGUUCGUUGCUAGGCUUGUGCGCGCGAUGCAUUGAUCUUUCCCGCCAAACCGGAAGUAAACAGACAUUCACGAUUUGUGCUCACCUGAACGCGACGCUACUCCAUUGUAGUCAUCUCCGAAACUAAUCGUUCACGUUCCCCUGCAACUUUUUGGGCCCCUUUGAUACUUCUGAGAGGAAGGGGCACAUUGAGAAUACCACUAUCCUCCCUAAAAACGCAGCAUCAUGACCCACGGCCUUAACUUAAUCUUUUUAUUUGGAAAUCCUGCGGACUAUUCAACAAAUAACCAUGGCUCUCAAUAACUGACACUUUCGAUUUUUUUUAAAGGUGUUGUGAAGUGCAAAUUACUUUAUGAUGUUGCUUGCUGGAAGGAGACUCUUGCAGGCCAAACAGCUGUACAACCCUGUCCUUUCCUACUGUUUUCGACAAAAGGUAAACGCAAGAAUCACUAUUUGAAUUCGAUUCCUUCACUCGAAUACCCUGAUUCUUGUUGAUUAGCGGCUUUUGAAAGUGAUAUACCGUUUCCCCAUUCACUUACGUUUUAAAACUUGAAAUAUAUGGCAUCCUUCAGCGUUGUUUCUUUAACUCCCCCAAAAGAUGCUUCUCAACUCAGUCAUCAAACCGAUAUGCUUCCGUACGGACGAUACAGUAUAUCCUAAAAAUCUGAAAAUGUUGGUUAACUCUUUCAGAUAAUAUUUCUCGCCGUUGUGAUAAGGAGGGUAACUGGCAAGAGAUGAACAUAACAAAAUGUCACAGACUUACACCAAAGGAAGCAGCUGAUAAAGGAAGGCAGGCAUCUAACACACCAACGAAGAAACAGGUAAACGAAAAAAGAAAAAUCUUUUUACAUAUAACGCACAUAUCAAGAAAUAAUCAAUGGAACAAGCAAUCUUUGAAUGGUUCAUUUGAACUCUCGAACUUCAGUCACAUAUUAUCGUCAUUUCGAGAGAAAAUAUUCGUCUCGAAGAAAAAAGAAAACUCUUCAACAUGUCGCCUUCUCUCACUUCUCACGAAUACCGAGUGCAACCCUGACUUAACUAUCCAUACGAACUUGAAAUUAAUGGCUCGAUUUGUUUAUUUAUUUAUUUUGCUUCUUUUGUUUCUUUCAUAGGAUGACUCUCUUACUCAUGCUCAGCGUGUGCAGCGGUUGUAUAUCGCUCUCUCUUGGAUCGAAUUUUUUGUCCUGCUGCCAGUAUUCAUACUGAUCUGCAUCGUCAUGUAAGUGGAUCUUUAAUGUCCUUUAAUUCCAUGUAAGGUGAUGGUCGCAAGAAAACCUUACUAAACGUCAAAAUGGUUUUCUUGUCUUCGAAAGUAGGCCUAAACAUCUAAUUUAUGAAACAGUUUGCACGAAGAAAGAAAUAUGAAAAGGAGGUAUUUUGUGCACCCACUUUUAGGUUUUUCCUCCACUGACAGUCACCCCUUACUUGAAAAAAAUAAUCUACUCGUCUAAGAGAUCGAUGUCUAAUUUUACAUCAACAGGGGCCGUGAAAAUGAUCGAUUUAUUUUGCAUAAUCAUCUUAUCUUGGCGUUUAUUCUUCGCAUCAUCACUCUAUUCAUUUAUCACUAUGGGAAAAUGGGAGAGACAGAUUCGAACACGGUAAGACUCCUUCAUUUUCUCCUACUUUCAUCAUUUUUAAAAUCGACUUUCAAAUCUUGCAACGCCUCUUCUCAUUCCCCAUCCCUCCAGGGAUAUGAAUUUUUAACAAGGGAAAUCUGGCAAAAUUGAUUUAUUUUGCGAUCUUGAUAAGCCAGUCUUCCAUCGAGGAGGAAGUACGGGUUUCCUAAGUUAUUUAAUAUGCUACGCAACAUCUGGAACAAGUUUCCCAGUGCGAGCAAGUCUCAUAUGCAGAUUAUACUUUUAAUCUUUUAAGAGUGAUCUUUAUGCCUUCCUUCAUACAGGCCGUUUGCAAUGCAUUCUGGUUAUUGAACCGCUACUUUGCGGCUUCGGAGAUAACGUGGAUGCUCAAUGAAGGGGUUUUUCUAUUGCGCAUGCUCGCGUAUCCCUUUGACAGCGAGUCAUAUCUAUGGUACUAUUAUGUCUUCGGUUGGGGUAAGUUUGGUCAAAUCAAGGCAUAAACUACACUUUUUCUAAGUAACAGUUCGAAAUUUUCAUCCAUUUCCAGUUUAGAAAUAGGGAAACCUUCCAAAAGUAAUGCCCGGAAAAGAUUACAAUGAUGAUUCAAAUGGGUAUAAACCCGUGUGAUAUAUACAUGGUAAAUCGAAUUGUUAACCUACUCACUCGCAGAAUUAUUAAUUUUUAAUUAUUAAUUGUUCAUUUCCUACUUUUCGCACACUUUUUUCAUCUCUUCAUCAAUUCAACGCAAUUCACUUUUUGUUUCGCGUGGUUGAAAAAUUUUCCAGAAUAGCAUAACAAAUGCUAUGUUCUUACCAUUUUGCAAGUUUUUAGAACAACACUGUUUUAUAUUCGUUUCGUCUUUCCUAUAUAACAGGUUUUUCCGGUUUUCUGACGUUCUGUGUGUACCUUCCAUACAUGCAGUUUAAGAUUUCAAGAGUUUUUUCAAGGUCAGCUACAUUUCUGCGCUUGUUUGUUUAUUUUGUUGUUGUUGUUGUUGUUUUUCUUAUUCGUAGCCUUGUAUUUUUUUUUCAUUGAAAAUUCAUCGUAAAUUUUUUCAUUUUCUUCAUUUAGGUCGGGUGCGUAUAUCUCAACUUUCUCGUAAAUUAUCUGACCCAUCUAUCUCUACUGAUUUUGUUUCAGUUGUUGGGUGAGACACAGUCAGUCAGAGCACAUGCUGGUGUUGUAUGUUCCAUUAUCCAUCAUGCUGCUGGUAAGAAGAAAAAGCUGUCAAAUAUAUGCCAUUUCCCACUAGGGAGGGAUGGAUCCUCGGCUCAGUCCCUGAGAUCCCAAAUCAGAACUGUGGCUAUCCUCCUUCUUUAGGAAACGAAUACUUUAAAACUUACAGGCCGUCGUAAUCCCUCCUUAAUCCUAAUCAGAAAAUCAGUUGAUGCUUUGAAUUUCUGCGGCUUUGUUCUCUUUCACAGAUCAACUGUGGAGUUGCAGUCUACGUAAUUCGAAUGCUCACUAAAAAACUCAAGAACUCUCAUUCAUCACAAAUGAAUGCUAUCAAGUGAGUAUCUUAGGAAAAUAUGUGACAUGUGACUGCAUAGAUUCAAAUUUAAAAAAAUUUAGUUUAUUCACAUCCGAAACUAGUCUCCUUCGCUCCUUUUUUUUUUUAUUUUUUUUUUUAAUGUCAUAAAACCGCUGCGUGACAUACCAAAGAAUGGCUGUGAAGGAGACUGAUAAAAAACAUGUGUUUUCCCGAUUGAUGUUUCUUUAAUCUUCCGCUUGCACCAAUAGGAAAAGUUCCAAGGCGCUGGUGGUUCUGGUAUCACUCCUGGGAGUAAUCUACCUUCUCGUUUUCUAUCAGCCAGGGAACAAUCCUUCUUACGAUUAUUUCGUGACUGUUGCUUAUCCCUUCCAGGUACGUUUAACUUUAAUGCUAAAUAAAAAUAUUAUUUUGCUAUUUAGCACCAAACAGAACUUAUAUUUGCAUCAGGUAAGAUUCAGUUUUUUCCCUCAAAUGACAAAUAUUCAAUGCUGACUUUUCUUCCUCUCGAUCCAUGAAACUUUGCCAAUACCCAGCCAUAUUAACCACGCGCUUGGUGAAUAACACACAUAUAUUCAUGUAAGACAAAGAAGGCUUCUGCACUGAGUAAUUAAUUAAACUGUUCGUCAGAGAAUAAGUGCCCAUUACUUAUGAAUCCAUUUUUAUAUUUUUUCUCUUUCUAGGGAAUCAUGGUUUGCAUAUUUUGUGUUUUUCUGAGCGAGGAGUUUCGUGAAGCGCUCAAACGACGCUGGAUGAAAUGGAGAUACGGAAUACUUAUAGAAACGGUAGGUUGUAAUACCUCGUCUUUAACAUGCAUUACGGACGUAUGAUUUUCCUAAGAAAUUUUGGUUAAGACUACCUUAGGGACCAGUCUUUAUUUGCCGACUGCGGGGGGAGGGGGUGGAGGAUUCUGAGAGAUCACAUGAUUUUCAGGCGGGAAUGGAAUGGGGACAGUCAUAGCCAACAGAGCAUAAAAGGGAUACUAUUAAAUUGACUGCCAGUAUAUUAACUGUCAAUGAGGGGAAUGGGGUGGUUAUAAAAAUAUUAAAGAGCCUGAGAGCCGUGGAUUAGGUGAAUUUUAUCGCGACACAACCAAAUCCUCUAGCUCCCACUCCCCACCCCUCCCCUCCACCAGACGAUAAAUAGAAGCCGGCCCCCUCUGCCUACCUGAGCUCAGUGGCAGAUACCGAUAUUGUUGGAUCCAACAUAUAGACUAGGGACGAGAGAAACAAUAACGUUAACUAUCUUAGCAUGCCUGGAAAUAUGAAAUUUAUUUUGGGGCUUUUUGGAAUACCUCAACUUCUUCCAAAAUGACCCAAAGUUUAAAAAACGUAGCCUUCGGAAAAAAUCGAACGAAGGAGAGUUUGUUUUCGUCCACUGAGUAAAUAAUACAUUAAACUGGAGUUCCUCAUGGGUCUCUUUUUUUUAAUCCACUAAAUCCCAGAAUCCAUACUCCGCAAACGCGGGAAAUGAGGAAGAGCCUGGCCCAUCUUAUGAACCGGAAAGAGCAAGAAGUACGACAAGAACAGAGUCCUCAGUGGAAGUACCUCCUAGAGCUCUUUCAAUUGCAUCUUUGCGACAGCCAACAAGGUAUUAAACUUCCGCUAUAGUUUCCCUGUAAAAAAAAAAUAGUGAAACCGUAUUUUCCUCGCCAACUAACAAUUCACAAUAUUUUCAGGGACCAGCUUCCCAAUGAACAUCCUCGUAAGCAAAGCACAGAGAGAUCUUUAUUGUCUCGCUCGAGUGAUCUCACAAAAUUUCGCCUUGCCAAGGUCGAACCGGAGCCAAUCGUGCCUGUAAGGAUACAGUCAGCAGGUCCAAGGGAUUGGUGCCCACCAACGCUACAAGCAGUGAAAGCCUGGGCAGAAGUUGAGUCUUCAGAGGUAGGAACAGGACUGGAAGUUUGUGUCAAUCCUUUUGCUAACUGGAAGGAUUAUCAUUCUUAAAUUCUUCCCCUAAUUAUUAGGUUUGCCUUUCAUGAGGCAUUCGAAAUUACUUCACGAACUGAAUCCUAAAAAAAAAUUUAAAACAUUAUCUGACACAACGUUCCUGUUUAUGUGUUUAUCUUUGUUUUAUCUUUAGAAACCUGACACAACAGAUCAAGGUCAUUCAAAUGAAGGUUUUUUUGGUAGUAAGGUUUCCCUCAGUAGCAACGUCUCUCGUGAUCCGCCAAAACCAGCUGCAACGGAAGUGGUGGGGUCCAACGCACUUCUAUCUCAACAUGAAUUGAAAUCAGAAACAAAGGAUUCCGAAGAACUUGAACAGACUGACCAACCUGACGAUGCUACUCAGAGCGACCCAACUAAAGUUUCAACGCCACAACAAACAGAAGACCAGUUUUUGGUGACUUCAAGUCAGGAGUUUGAUAAUGACGAUGCUACACAGGAUGACCCAACAAAAGUUUCAACGCCACAACAAACAGAAGAUGAGUUUUUGGUGACUUCAAGUCAGGAGUUUGAUAAUGACUCUCUAGCCUCGAUGGCGCUACCAGAAAUGGGGCUUGCUCUGGAGAGUGAAAUGUUGACAGCUAGAGUAGGCGCAAGUGUUUCUCAAGAUGCUCAACCGUCAACAGGCAAUGAAGAAUUAAAUGAUUCUGUUCAAGGAAUGACUUUUUGGAGGAAGGCGCGACAACUAGCUUCCCGAAGAAGGAGAUCGCGAAUUGAACACAACAAAGUGAUAUCUACAGAGGGUGGUAAGAUCAGCCUCUCUUCGGAGAGGAGUCGUUUACUUUGUAGAGUCCACAACGAGCGUCUCUUUUUGUGCGUACUCAGGGGACGAACGCGGGAAUCACGCGCAACCCCUCGCACGUCACUCGCCCAGCGCGCCACUUCCGCCUUAUUCUUUCGUGAACGGUGUAUCAUCUCCACCCUGAUCAGUUGUAGCAGUCCGUCACUACAAUCGACGCAGGACUUGCUAGAUGGUUUGAAAAAAAAUAGUACUAACUCACAGAGAAUAGUGAUGAAAUUUCCAGUUUGUUGUUCGAAGCGUCAAAUGAGCUUUGAACAGCUCAACAAGUGCUCGUUCUACUGGUGGUUAAUGCGUUUUGAAAUUGAGUUGCCUGGCCUGAAAUAUUAAAAGCGGACUGGUAAAUAACUUGACUGGUGAAUAACGUGUUACUAAUUUUGAAUAAUUCUUUCUAAGGUUCAUUAGAGUUCCAUUCAUCGCACGCAGAUAGAUUCAAACAAGCUGAGGAGUAUCGCUUAGCGUGGAUCUCAAGUAUUCUUCAAGGGAAUAAAACACGCGGUAUGUUCUAAACGCAGAGAAAGAGGUGACCGUGUCCAGAGGCCUGGGUUCGAGACCUGGCUAUGUCAUUGUGUUGUUCUCUAUUGGGCAUGACUCAUCACUCUCAUUCCACAUCCAACCAAUUUUAACUGGUUUUAGUUCGGCUGAGAAUUAGACUACUCUACAUCACUAUCGAGGGCAUACCCUAAUGGAAAUCCCUUCCACCUUUCUGAGCUUGCAAUGUAGAGUUAGAUCGCGUUUACAAGCUUGUGGUCACCUACUGAGCCACCAUGUUUGAUCUUUGGUUAGAGGAUAUUGAGUUGGGAAAAGCGUGAAAAGCGUAUUUGUCAUGUACUUAGCAUGGUAUAGGAAUCCUCAGAAACAUAAAGAAUGAAAGAAAUUCUCUCCUCCAGCUGUCAUAGAUUUACCGGUAGAAAUAAAUUAAUUAAAAGAAAGUAAAAACAACACUUCAACAUUUAAUUGUGAUUUUCUUUUGUACUUACAGAAGACGAAAGUGAUGUGUAAAUGUUAUUUGCAAGAAACCACCCUCUUUCGAUUAUAAAGCAUGACAGUGUGACAGCGUGACAGUGCCACGAAGCAAGAGUGUUAAAGUAUGCUACAAAACGGAUUUGUUUCAUUCUGAUAUGAAAUCCUCAUUCGUUUACUAAGAUAAUGUGUCGAAGACUCUGUAUACAUAAAUAAUGAACGAAAAAGUAUUUAUUAAUAGUUUGUCAAUUUUUUAAGAAAUCGUUAUUUAAUUUUCUUUACUUCCUCCAUCAUAUUGUGCCCUACAUUUAGAGCUGAAGGUAUCCAUUUUUAAAGACAAUUUGUCAGUCAAAGCAGACAGGGUGAAAUGCUUGUAAUUUGACCGACUGUUGUUUUUCUCAAGAGUUUGAGGUAACUGCGUUUUAUUACACAGCAGUGUCUGUGUGAAUUGGUAAGCUGUGACCAAAACAUAGAAAAUGCUUUGAAUUACUAUUGAUAGCGGCUUUUGAUUGGGUGUCGAAAGUAUCACGGACUUACUUUGGCUUUACUUUCCUUCGCUUUGUGAUUGGUUCAAAAAAAAUUCGCACCACCCUCUUAACCAAUUAGAUGUGCUAAAUUAAAACCAAUCGGGACUUUGUUUCUCGUGUUUUCCCGCUCUUGGCGCUGGGUGUGUGGGUGUCACUUAGACUUGUAAUUGGCUUAUUGAGUUUACUUUUUGUUGCACGGCACUCAAUCAAAUGGCGCUCUAUGGAAUCGGAUUAAAUAUUUUAAAAGGAGGUGAUUAAUACUUCCAGCAGAUUUAUGCUCCGCCACUUUCUAUAGUGAGAGAAAUGUGUGUCUUACGUACAGUCAAAACAGUUUAAAAUUAUGUUAUCUAUACCCCGAAAUCAGAUAUAUGAAUAAAGAAACAUGUAACAAAUGUAAAUGCUUCUCUGCUUGGUUCCGCGUUUGUGGUAAAACAUGCCACCAUGUUUAAAAAUUCGAAAUUAUUAAAAUUUAGCACUUUGGAAAAAAAUACAAGGUUUUACAAUGAAUUAAUUGAAGAUAACUUCAGUUAAGUUUUUUCAACCUCAGUAGCGAUGUUCUUGAGUCAAUAUCAAGGAUUUAUUUAUCGCAAAAACAGAAGCCAUUAAUUUCAUUUGUAAUAAUUAAUUAUCUCUAAUCAACCAGCUUUUCACCGAGUAACAGACAGGCGAAUAAUUUUCAUGAUCAGAGAAAUGUGCCUUUUCGAAUAGUCUAUUUUACAGCUGUGUGUUUGGUUGCCAAGCCUUUGAACAGGAGUGAGGCUAAGGUUGACCCUGUUAUGAUACAAACUUUGCUGCUUUUUAAAUAUAAAUUACUUUGU
Pocillopora meandrina is the source of this 8816-nucleotide messenger RNA. NCBI's taxonomy places the organism in Eukaryota, Metazoa, Cnidaria, Anthozoa, Scleractinia, Pocilloporidae. The record is from the annotation of a GenBank genome assembly.